This is a messenger RNA of Diprion similis, 3190 nucleotides long. Its product is annotated as leukocyte receptor cluster member 8 homolog. The coding region runs from base 226 to 2622 and encodes 798 amino acids. The record is from RefSeq and is a predicted model, not a curated record. NCBI's taxonomy places the organism in Eukaryota, Metazoa, Arthropoda, Insecta, Hymenoptera, Diprionidae. The transcript is spliced from 6 exons. Gene Ontology annotation, cellular component: nucleus.
GACCGCAGGCACAGACAAGUAAUGGCUGACAGUGUCGCGAGUGAUUCAGUGACAUAAUCGCUCAGAUUUACGUUAAUUGCUUACCGCGAAUAAAUUGAUAUUUUGAGUGUAGAAUUUAAGGAGAUAUGAACGUUAUAGGAUAUCGAGAAAGAAUUAAUUAGUAGUCGUAUUGUCAUAUUAAUUGGCUAACCAGAUAAUUUGGCUGCAGAAAUCUUACACCGAGGAAUGUCCGAGGGUGAACCCGUAGCGUCUCAACAAAAGCAGCAACAUCAGUACCAGCAGCAGCAACAGCAACUAGGCACCGAGAUGACGGGAAUGACUUGGCAGUAUCCACCUCCAACUCAUCCAUCUCUCUACUCACCUUACGCAGGACACUUGUACGGCCAAGGGUAUGGAUCCCAAGGUCAGAUGUUUUACUACAAUCAAGGAAUGAUGCCGGGUUAUGGCCAGGCAUUUAACACGCAACAGGUGCAGCAACAACAACAGCAGCAGCAGCAACAACAGCAGCAGACAGCUGCAGCUCAAAAUAACCAAGCCAAGCAACAGUCACAGCAGCCGCCUGUACCUGGAACUCCCGUGUCACUUGACGAUGACUCUGACCUUCCCCCUCUUCCUCCAGGACCUCCACCCCCUUCGCAGUCUUCCCAACAGCAAAAUAACCAAAAUCCGCAACUCCAGCAACCGCCACCCUUCGUUUACAGCUCUUUCCCUUACAAUGGAUGGAAUGGAAUGCAAAACGAUCACUCACAAUUUAAUGGUGGUCAAAUCCGCUUCAAUCUUCAAAACAAGAAAACUGGUCUUGGCUUUAGUCCGUCAGGUAACAGCGGAGCGGCUAAGAAAAAACGUAAGAGGAAUAAGAAUCUGGCUGCGCAAUUCAACAAUAGUUUUCCAGGAAACAAUAAUGCAACUGCGACCAGUUUUAUUCCUGGGGCUAAUCUUAAGUCAGAACUACCACCUUUACCUCCAACUCAGCAUCAACCACCCGUGCCUCCUCCACCUUCAGAAAACCCGCCGGAAAUAGUGACACCCUCAUUAAACCCCCAGGCAGUAGUCACUGCUCAAAAUAUUCCCAGAAAACCGGCUGUAGGUACCACCCCCCCAACUGCUAUGACAAACCCGAGUCCUGUCGGUGACUGGCCUGAUAGUCUAAAAAACUACGUUAAUCGUUGCUACGAAAAGUGCAAGACAGCCGUUGAUAAGGAUCAAGUUGAAAUUAUACUGAAGGGUAAAAUAACGCGUUCUGCUAAUGACGGUUCCCUGUGGGUUAAGGACUGGGACAAAGAGCCUCUACCAAGCAUUCACAGCGAGCGCAUGACAAUGACGAUAAAAGCUCAGAACCAGAGUUUGAAGCUGGUAAAUCCUUUGGUGGUUCAGGGACAGGGAGGCCAGCGCAAAACGGGCCUCUCCACUUCUCUUGGGGCCCGUCUUGGUGCACGUCUCUCUGCCGGCUCUCACCGUAGGUCAAGGUCGAGAUCGAGAUCGAGGUCGCGGUCGCGUAGUCCUCCUUUCCGAAAGUACAGGCGAAGCACUUCCUCUUCGUCUAAUACAAGUGACCGGGACCAUGAGCAUAAGUCUUCGUCAUCAAAGUCGAAAAAAUCGAGCAGAAGUAAACAGAGUUAUAACAACAAUAACAGCAGUGGCGGUGGUAGCAACAACAGCAGUACCAGCAACAAAAAGAUGAAGAAGGCUAAGCAAAAUAAAUCACAUUUCUAUUCAGAGUUUGGUUUAGCUACAGGAAACGGAGAUGAACUUGGAACCAAGGAAAAACUUCAACAGCGCGCUGCACGCUUCAGCGAUUCUAUUUCCAGGAACAGCUUAAAUAUCAAGGAUGAUGGUGCUACUGAAUUUGAUUUUACAGGGCUUCACAUCGUCGGUACCUGCAAGGAUCUUGAAAAACCUUAUUUACGCCUCACUUCUGCUCCUGCAGCUUCCGCCGUGCGGCCAGUAAGCGUGCUUCGUUUUUCUUUGGCUCACGUUAAAAAACGUUGGGUAGCUGAGCAGGACUACAGAUACGCUUGCGACCAGUUGAAAUCGAUUCGUCAAGAUUUAACAGUGCAGGGUAUACGGGAUUCGUUUACAGUUCAUGUUUACGAAACUCACGCUCGUGUCGCCUUAGAGCGAGGUGACCAUGAAGAGUUCAACCAAUGUCAAACGCAACUAAGAAUGUUGUAUCAGGAUCUUGGUGGUGAAAAUCGUACAGAGUUCAUUGCAUACAGGAUACUUUACUACAUAUUCACGAAAAACACACAAGACUUAACAACAAUUUUAGCGUCUCUGACAGCCGAAGAUAAAGAAGAUGAAUGCAUAAAACAUGCACUAAAAGUCCGCUCGGCGUGGUGGCUGGGUAACUUCCACGUAUUUUUCAAACUGUACCGUAAAACCCCGCGAAUGGCAGCCUUUCUUAUGGACUGGUUCAUUGCUAGGGAGCGCAAGAAUGCGCUAAAACAUAUGAUAAAAUCCUACCGGCAAAAUUUGGCGGUCGAUUUCAUCGUUGCGGAAUUGGCCUUUGAUUCUUUGGACAAGUUUUAUGAAUUUGUCUCCGAGCUUGGGUUGGUUUACGCCGACCUUGAGCGAACCCAAGUUGACUGCAAGACUAGUAGUGGUAAUCUAGGUAGCUGGUAGCUGCUGCCCGGAUCCUCUUUUCUUCACGAGGAAACUACUUUGAAAACAAAUUGUUUUAAUGUGUACAUCUGUCAUGAUGUGAGCACAUUGUGUUUUCCUUCACACCUUCAAAAACUAAACACUAAGUGUGGAUGAGUCGCUCUUAUCGAUCCUCAUCGCACUCUCAACCCCGGAUCAACUAUUGACAGGCUAAAUAGCUUACCCAGAGCGAGAUUUAGGACAAGAAGAAGUCGUGUACCGGCUCUAUAUGUAUAAUUAUAUCUUCUAACACGGAUCACCAUUUGUUGUACAUAGCUAAAUAGAGCAGGAGCAGCCAGCAUCAAGCAGUUCUGUUGCACAAAAAGCUCAAAUAUAUCCUGAAAUUCAUCGUUGCGAUUGGGGAUCAUUGGCAUGAAGCCAGAAACGGUUCCAGAUUCGGUGUAGAAUUUCACCUUCGAAAAUAUCAUACCUCCUGUCUACUCUUGGGUAUUUAAACUUGGAUACGAUUAUUUUUCGAAAAAUGAUUUCAAGCCGUACGAUUCUUCACUCGGCUUCCUCCUCCUCCCCCCCCCCCCCAGCCUUUAAAAAA